CAUUUUAUUAUUAUAUGAAUGACUAUUAUUUAACACCCGUUUCGAUGAUAUAUCGGGUAAUUAUCGGACAAUUAUUGUUGUCAAGUAUGGCGUAAGUCAUGUACUGAUUGACUAACUGUUAGUUAAUUGAUAUUUAAAUGCAAUGUUUGUGUCAAUUGUGUCAACUCUUGUGGUCAACACUUAACAGUUGUGUUGAUGACCAUUGAUGUCCAUUGAUGUCCAUCAGUGCCAUACAUUUACAGACAUUUGUYGAUCACAUCAUUGAUUGACAAUCACUUUGCCAUCAAAUCAAACAAUUUGAUUGACAAUUGAUUUAAUUAUCUAUUGAUUCAAAUAUUGAUUGUAUUUAUCAUACAAUUUGCAUAUAAUAGUCAAAUACAUUGAAUUUAUUACUUAGUUUUGAAACAAUGUCCAGAUGUUCAUUGAAAUGAAGAGCCCAUUCAUUGAUGAACUAAUAAUAGUCGUCUGACUGAUGAAAAAUGAAUGUCAUUUGUGACCAAUUGUUUGUCAUUAAAUCAAACGAAGAUAUUGAUAGUUAUGUUAUUUGAAAGUGUUUUAAAAGAAAAACGAAAGUCCAAGACCUGGAAGAAUGGGUCGACAACCAAAUGGUUUCGGUUUAAUCAAUACUCACUUAAACAAUGGCUCUUUAUAUCUGUUCUCUUCUCAAUUAUCACUCUUUUCAUAUUAUCUCAUCUUAUGGACAGCUAUUCAUUUCAUGGAAUGGUAAGAKUGCCUCCAAAACCUAAGUUUAAAUGUUAUACAAAUGAAGAUCUGUUCCGACCAUCACUACAUCGAUUUGUGGCCAAUAAACAUGAAUCCAAACUACAAUACCGUUUGGAGCCAAAGAUAUUGCUGUUUGUUGAGACCCAGUACUCAAAACUUGGCAAACAAUUGAUAGAGUUUUUAGAAUCGACACGAUUUAAGUUUAAAGUAGAAACUGUUAGCAAAAGUUUACCGCUAUUGACCAACAAUGAUAAGGGAAGGUUUGCGGUGAUUAUGUUUGAAAAUUACAACAAAUACUUAAAUAUGAAUAAAUGGAAUCGAGAAUUACUGGACAAAUAUUGCCGACAAUAUAGUGUCGGUAUAAUCGGUAUCGUUCAACAAACCAACGAAAAGUUAACUGAUAUCCAGUUGAAAGGAUUUCCAUUGCAUAUCGAUACCGGUGUUUCAAUUAGAGAUUAUCAAGUGAGCCCAUCAUCUCCUGUAUUAAGACUAACCCGAGCGGGUGAAGUGCACUUCGGUAACAUUCCGGGUCAGGAUUGGGUUGUCUUUCAUUCAAACCACACCUCAUAUCAGCCUUUAGGUCAGGCGUCUCUACAGCACGAGUUGGAGUACUAUUUGAAUGAUGAUUUAAAUAAUGAUGAAUACAAUUUUAUUUAUAAAAAACAAUUAAUGACUACUGUUAUUCAAGACCACGGAUUAUAUGAUGGAAUACAACGAGUAUUGUUUGGCAAUGGAUUGACAUUUUGGAUCAAUAAAUUACUUCUUCUCGAUUCCAUUUCAUUUUUAUCUCACGGAAAGCUUAUUCUUCCUCUUCAACGAUACCUUCUCAUAGAUAUUGACGACAUAUUUGUUGGCGAAAAAGGAACGCGAAUGAAGAGAUCAGAUGUCUUAGAAUUGCUUGACUUUCAAAGACGUCUGAAUCUACUUAUUCCAGGAUUUCGUUUUAAUUUAGGAUUUUCUGGAAAAUAUUAUCACAAGGGAUAUACUGAAGAAAAUUAUGGCGACGACCUUCUCUUAGAAAAUGUCGAUAAAUUUUGGUGGUUUUGUCAUAUGUUUUCCCACACUCAGCCACAUCUUUAUGAUAAUAUAACGAUUUUAGAAAAUGAGAUGAUUGCUAAUAAGGAAUUUGCUCAGAAACACAACAUACCUAUAGAUUCGGGUUAUUCAAUAGCUCCGCAUCAUUCGGGUGUCUAUCCAGUCCAUGAACCACUAUAUGACGCCUGGAAGCAGAUCUGGAAUAUACGGGUAACGAGUACUGAGGAAUACCCGCAUUUACGACCCGCACGAUUAAGACGUGGAUUUAUUCACAGAGGAAUUAUGGUAUUACCGCGACAAACAUGUGGUCUCUAUACUCACACUAUUUUUAUCGACAAAUACCCCAACGGAAGGCAUCGUUUGGAGAAUAGUAUUCGUGGCGGAGAACUCUUCUAUUCAUUUAUAUUAAAUCCGAUAAACGUAUUUAUGACACAUUUAUCAAACUAUGGUAACGAUCGUUUGGCUCUUUACACGUUUGAGUCAGUAAUAAAGUUUGUCCAGUGUUGGACUAAUCUACAACUUUAUACAUUACCACCCAAUCAAUUGGCAACUAAAUACUUUAAACUUUAUCCUGAAGAAACCGAUCCUAUUUGGAUGAAUCCAUGCAAUGAUAAGAGACAUCACGCCAUUUGGUCGUCCACUAAAUCCUGUGAUCAGUUGCCCAAGUUUUUAGUGAUUGGACCACAAAAGACUGGUUCAACUGCUUUGUAUACUUUUUUAUCAAUGCAUCCGACAAUCGUCAGCAACUAUCCGAGUCCUGAGACCUUUGAAGAAAUUCAGUUUUUUAAUGGAAAAAAUUAUUAUAAGGGUCUCGACUGGUAUAUGAACUUCUUUCCGGUGCCUAAGAACUCGAGUCCCAGCUAUUUGUUUGAGAAGAGUGCGACUUAUUUUGAUGGAGAGUUAGUACCAAAAAGAGCGCACGCAUUGCUUCCCACAGCAAAGAUUGUGGCCAUUCUGGUCAGUCCAAUCAAAAGAGCCUAUUCAUGGUAUUAUCACAUGAAAGCCCAUAAGAGCUCAGUUGCUCUUAAUUUUUCAUUUUAUGAUGUGAUUACUGCUAAUGAAAAGUCGCCAAAACUUUUGCGAGAGCUUCGCAAUCGAUGUUUAAAUCCGGGCACUUAUGCUCAACAUCUUGAACGAUGGCUUACACACUAUUCGCCACAACAGAUAAUGAUUAUCGAUGGCGAAGAGCUCAAAGCAAAUCCAGUCUUUGUUAUGAAUAGAUUGCAAAACUUUUUAAAAAUUGAGCCCUUUUUUGAUUACAGUCAACACUUGAAAUUUGAUCCAAAAAAAGGUUUCUUUUGUCAAGUGGUUCAUAUGAAUAGCACAAAAUGUUUGGGAAGAAGUAAGGGUAGAAUAUAUCCACCGAUGGAACCGUUGGCUCAAAAGUUUUUGCACUCUUUUUAUUUGUCGAAUAACAUUGCAUUAUCUAAAUUAUUGACUCGACUUCACCAUCCGAUACCUGCAUGGCUUGAGGACGAUCUCAGCACCGGAUAUAUGUGAUAGUCAUUAAAGCAAUCAGUAUCUCAAUUAUAGGUAUUUGUGCCAAUAGUAAGCAAUUGUUGUUAAUUUGUUGUUAUAAAGACAAUCAUUCAUAGCUUCGCAUCGCACACACAUUAAAUCAAUUAUUGGUAUAUAAAUUUUAUUAUUUG
Messenger RNA from Oppia nitens, 3407 nucleotides. It is a transcript of the gene sfl, whose product is annotated as bifunctional heparan sulfate N-deacetylase/N-sulfotransferase-like. Gene Ontology annotation, molecular function: deacetylase activity; heparan sulfate N-sulfotransferase activity. Gene Ontology annotation, cellular component: Golgi apparatus. The record is from RefSeq and is a predicted model, not a curated record. The coding region runs from base 484 to 3258 and encodes 924 amino acids. The transcript is spliced from 11 exons. NCBI's taxonomy places the organism in Eukaryota, Metazoa, Arthropoda, Arachnida, Sarcoptiformes, Oppiidae.